Molecule: messenger RNA, 3969 nt
Organism: Tyto alba (common barn owl)
Lineage: Eukaryota; Metazoa; Chordata; Aves; Strigiformes; Tytonidae
Gene: OIT3
Product: oncoprotein induced transcript 3
Exons: 9
Coding region: 1679-3334 (551 amino acids)
Molecular function (GO): calcium ion binding
Source: RefSeq, a predicted model, not a curated record
UGAUGUAUUAUUCUCGAUUCAAUUUUAGUUUCUCUUCUGGGAAUUCACAUAAUCGCCUUCUGAGGGUUAUCUGCCCUGCUAGCUUUGCAUAGUGAAUUUGCUCUCCUUUCCUGUUGUUGAAAGAACUUUUCUGGUACUGCACAGCUGUCAGCACAAUACAGCCACAAAGGUUGUUUGUUUUGGGGGUUUUUUUUGUUACUUUUUUUUUUUUUUCUCCUUUGAAUCAUUCACCACUGAAAAAGAUUUUUGGGGUGGAGCAGAGCAACAUAUUUCACUUCACUACCAUGGGAACACCCAGAUGGAGAGAGGCCAUUGAGAACUUGAUAGAAAGUACAAUCUCUACAAAGCAGGAGAAUACCCUGCUGCUUCUUUCAUGCAAAGUCAAUAUGAAAAUAACAGAGCCAUUUUUUUCCUACUGGGAUUUAAAGCUAGCACCUCAGGCUUGACUUUAUUCCUUAUGCCAGCCUGCUGCAGAGCGGCCGGGUGCAAAGGAACUGGGGAAAUGCCUACAGUUGAUUGUGCAAUUACUGUAGGCUUAGCUGUCCUCUUUGCUGAUGGGGAGCUUUCAGCCUGCGGUUGCUUUCCUGGUGGAGAACUGUAUGACCAUUGUUCAUAAGCAGGGAGAGACCUGUAGAUGUGUAUAUGUAUGUACUAAACCCAGAGCUUUAAAUCUAUUCACUAUAGUAAGAGCUACAGCUAGUGGGAUGAGAGGGAAGAUCCCUUUCUUCUUAUUUGUGGUGUCCUUGGUAUCUCUCCCUGCCAGCUGCAGUGCUUGGUCUGCUUUGGUAGAGAACAGAUUUCAGUGUGCUACGUCUCGCCUAGAGCCAGAGCGUGUGGGUAUGACCUGCUAUUCAACCUAGUUUGGCUUGAACCACUGAGGCAGAGGUUCUCGGUUUUGCAUGGAAGUUAAUUCAGUAAUGUUGGGUUUUUCCUUUGUUGUUUUGUUUUUGUUUUUUAAAGGCAGAGAUCAUAAGGCUACUGCAGAAAAAAGUCCUUAUUUGCCUUAUUUGAUAAUCUCACUGCAAUGGUCAGGUUGUGUAACCAGGAGUGGAAAGUGUCUUUGUGUAGCAUAGGAACAGCUUAUUUCCCUGUGGGACACCAGUCUUUCACUUUGACUGAUGUUCUCAUUGUAGCUCUGCUCCGAGCACUCAUCUGCAACCUCUGCUCGGAAGGAUCAGUUCUCCUUUGGCCACUAUUUCCUGCAGUUAAGGCUCUCUAGGCUGGUGUUUUCUGCCUGUGGGGAGCCAUGAAGUCAUAUGACUUGUGGAAGGAGCAGAGAUAACAACAAGCACCCAUCUGUUCUUCUUUUCCAUCUCUUUGGGAUGUCCGGGUGUCCCUGGUUAGAAUUCUUCUCCAGAUAAGAUAGUGGAGGUGUCACUGUGGGGCAGUCCGGCCAGAAAACAAUAGCGGGUUGAGUCCAAAAACCAAGAUUGAUCAGUGAGUACGUCUCUGUUGUCAAUAAGGGGCAGAGCUGCUCUGUGGAGGUCAAGGCUGGAGCUGUACCCCACAUCCCUUCAGCUUCUUCCUCUGAUAAACUUCCAGGAGAGCUAUCACACUUGUUCUUCAGAAAGCUUGGGGUCAGAAGCUCCGCUGAGAGUAAGGCUGCAAGAGCCAUAGCGUGUGCAAGAGCUUCCAAGCCUCCAUUACUUGGGUGAUAACUGUUCCUUGGCUGAGUGGGAUGUUCCAGUACUUGUUUUUCUGCGUCUGCUUUGUCAUCCAGUUGCAGCCAGUGUCUUCAAUGGCCCUGGACCCCUGCUCUGCCUACAUCAGCCUGAACGAGCCCUGGAGGAACACAGACCACCAGAUAAACGGUUCCCACGGCCAGCCGACGUGCGACAAUCAGAUCGACGGGGAGUGGUAUCGCUUCACCGGCAUGGCUGGCGAUGCUAUGCCCACCUUCUGCAUCCCGGAGAACCACUGUGGCACCCAUGCUCCCAUCUGGCUGAACGGCAGCCACCCGCGGGAGUCGGACGGCAUCGUCCCACGCCAAGCCUGUGCCAGCUUCAAUGGGAACUGCUGCCUUUGGAACACCACGAUUGACGUCAAGGCGUGUCCGGGCGGGUACUACGUGUAUCACUUAACCAAGCCCAGUGUUUGUUUCCAUGCCUACUGUGGGCAUUUUUAUGACAUCUGUGAUGUGGUGGAUUGCCAGGGCUCCUGCCUGGACACCAGUGACUGCAUGUGUUCCCUGGGGACGACACUAGGACCUGAUGGACAGACAUGUCUUGAUGAAAAUGAAUGUGAGCAGAACAAUGGAGGCUGCAGUGAAUUUUGUGUUAACCUGAAGAACUCCUACCGCUGUGAGUGUGGGAUCGGGCGCACGCUGGGCAGUGAUGGGAAAACCUGUGAAGAAAUUGAAGGCUGUCACAAUAACAACGGAGGCUGUAGCCAUACCUGCAUUGAAGUGGAAGACACCUACCAGUGUGAAUGUCCGAGGGGACUUGUUCUGUCAGAAGACAACCACACUUGCCAAGUUCCAGUGCUGUGCAAGUCCAGCUCUAUUGAGGUGAGCAUCCCAAAGGACCUGGUUGGAGGCCUGGACCUUUCCCUCAUCAACACUUCGUGCAAAGGAGUAUCCAACGGCACUCAUGUCAACAUCCAUUUCUCCUUGAAGUCCUGCGGCACUGUUGUAGAUGUAAUAAACGAUAAAAUCAUCGCCACCAACCUGGUGACUGGCUUGCCAAAGCAGACUCCUGGAAGCAAUGGGGACAUCAUUGUCCGCACCAGCAAGCUGCUGAUCCCGGUGACCUGUGAGUUCCCACGCCGCUACACCAUCUCUGAGGGUUAUGUGCCCAACCUCAAGAACUCUCCAUUGGAAAUCAUGAGCCGCAACCGGGGCAUCUUUCCCUUCACUCUUGAGAUCUUCAAAGACAAAGACUUUGAUGAACCCUACAGGGGUGCUCUUCCUACCCUCAAGCUUCGGGACUCUCUCUACUUUGGGAUUGAACCCUUGGUACACGUCAGUGGACUAGAGACACUGGUAGAGAGCUGCUUUGCCACUCCCACCUCAAAAAUCGACGAGAUCCUGAAGUACUACCUGAUUCAAGAUGGCUGCGUUUCUGAUGAUUCAGUGAAGCAGUACACGUCGAAGGACCACCUUGCCAAGCAUUUCCAGGUUCCCGUGUUCAAGUUUGUGGGCAAAGACAACAAGGAGGUGUUCCUGCACUGCCGCAUCCUGGUGUGCGGGGCGCUGGACGAGAGCUCGCGCUGCGCCCAGGGCUGCCGGAGACGGGUGCGCCGGUCGGCCGAGACGGGCCAAGAGGAGGAGGAAUCUGUUCCCGUGGCAAACCACAUCCUGACAGGCGGCCCCAUCAGAAUCGACUUGGAGGACUAACACCCGCCCGCCGGAACAGCAUCUCCGCCUCAGACCGCCCUUCCUUAGCAACACCUUCUUUCAUGGCCGUUUGAGAAACAAGAGGUAUUUGGUCAAGCCCCACUCACACCUCAGGACUCGUUUCCCUAACCGCCUGAUGAGUUUUUGUGAGGGAUGUUGGGCACACGAGGCAGCCCUCUGCGUGCAACCCGGGCUGCAGAACAGUUAGGUUUUACCUGCGUUUCUUCCCAGCGACCCUUCAGCUGAAGGGGAUCCUAUUGCUUUGCAGGCCUUGAAGCGUUACCCAACUUAGUCUUUCCCGACAUCUGCCUGCAGGCUCCACAGGACUCUUUGCCCUUGACUAAACAAACGUUAUUUGAGCCUUUCUUUCAUCAGGCAGUACAAAUAGUAUCAUAGCUGAAUGCGUUUGCUGUGCAGUUCUGUGGAAGAUGCUGAAGCUUUCGGAUGUGAUGAGAUUUUGGAUGACAGUUAUUAAAAACAUGUAUAAAAACAUUGUAUCUCGCAGCGUGUAAGCUCCUCGGAGCUAUAAAACAGUUGUCAUCACAGGCAGCUAAAGCUCAGAUCUAUCACAGGCACAUUUAAAUGUUAUUUUUAAAUAGUAAGAGCUAUUUAAUAAAACUUGACCUUUUUUUUUA